AUGUACGCAGUACCGUUACCUUGGCUGCUAGUAGUUGGAGCGGCCGCCGGGAUUGGCUAUGCCGUAUACAACAAUUGGGAUGAGCUAUCUGACCCUUCCUUUUGGGGCGAAAAAAUGCAGCCUCUCAAGAGCAAGCUGGACCACGCCACCAACUCAAAGGUGCAUUCUUCAGAAAUAAUCGACACUGAACUGGAUGCAAUUGGCACUUCAGGCACAGAAUCAGAUACUGAGGUGGAGAAAGAUUUUAAAAGUUCAGGGAAGCGUAACCAUAGCGUUUUAGCGACAGGAUGCUCGUUUGACAACGUUCGCACAAGCCAGCGCGAAUUACCGGAUGUUAUGAUGCCAUCAAGCGCUGAUUCCAAAGUAAAUAUUUCUUUACUCAGUUCUGAGACCGAAGGCCUUGAGUUCACUUCAGAAUUCAGUAUGGUUUCAGAUUUGGAGUGGUCAGACUUUUCAGCUGGAGAUGCCGACACAGAAUGCUAG
Messenger RNA from Wickerhamiella sorbophila, 483 nucleotides. RefSeq lists its product as hypothetical. The record is from RefSeq and is a predicted model, not a curated record. Bases 1 to 483 code for a protein of 160 amino acids. Lineage: Eukaryota; Fungi; Ascomycota; Dipodascomycetes; Dipodascales; Trichomonascaceae. The transcript has a single exon.